Messenger RNA from Hippocampus comes (tiger tail seahorse), 3309 nucleotides. Its product is annotated as calcium-binding mitochondrial carrier protein Aralar1-like. Bases 391 to 2343 code for a protein of 650 amino acids. Gene Ontology annotation, biological process: malate-aspartate shuttle; L-glutamate transmembrane transport; aspartate transmembrane transport. Gene Ontology annotation, molecular function: L-glutamate transmembrane transporter activity; L-aspartate transmembrane transporter activity; calcium ion binding. The record is from RefSeq and is a predicted model, not a curated record. The transcript has 18 exons. Lineage: Eukaryota; Metazoa; Chordata; Actinopteri; Syngnathiformes; Syngnathidae.
CCCCCCAGCCCCCCGCACACUAUCCGUGACGUCAAACCAGCAUGGCGGUCAAGGUGACUUCGGCAUCGUUUCCUUUGCAAUUUGCAACCCCUACUUCCGUCAUUUCUCUUGGUGUUUUGCUCGUUUUCGUGUGUAGGAACAGUCGAAGCGAGUGUGUGCCAGACGAGCGGGCGUCGUGCUCGGAGCUGCCUUGUAGCAUCACCGGGCUAGCUGACGCCCGGCGGCCGGUCGGCGGCUGCUGGCCUUGAUGACACUUCCCAACAGGCUGGAGGGAGGAUAGCUCCGUAAUGCUAACCAGCUGUGCAAUCAACCAAACGCGGGGAUCCAAGUGAGCUCAAAGCAAUCUUCCAGAAGUAUGCCAGCGAAGUGGACAAGGAUGGAGACAGGUUCAUGACCCCUGGAGACUUUGUCCAGAAGUACCUGGGACUGCAAACACAGCUCCAUCACAACCCCAAAACUGUACAACUGCUGGCUGCUGUGGCCGACACCACCAAGGACGGGCUCAUCUCUUUCCAGGAGUUUCUUGCUUUUGAGUCCGUCUUGUGUGCACCUGACGCUCUCUUCAUAGUUGCCUUCCAGCUCUUUGACAAGACUGGAACUGGAGACAUUUCCUUUGAAAAUGUACGGGACAUUUUCAGCCAGACCACCGUGCACCACCACAUUCCCUUCAACUGGGACUGUGAGUUCAUCCAUUUGCACUUUGGCCACGACCGCAAGAAACGUCUCAACUACCUCGAAUUCACCCAAUUCCUGCAGGAGCUGCAGUUGGAGCAUGCUCGGCAGGCCUUUGCCCAGAAGGACAAAGGGAAGAAUGGAGUCAUCUCCGCCUUGGACUUCUCUGACAUUAUGGCCACCAUCAGGCACCACAUGCUCACACCCUUUGUGGAGGAGAACCUCGUCUCGGCAGCUGGAGGCAGCACCUCGCACCUGGUUAGCUUCUCUUACUUCAACGCCUUCAACUCCCUCCUCAACAACAUGGAGCUGAUCCGCAAAAUCUACAGCACACUGGCCGGCUCCUGGAAUGACACGUUGGUCACCAAAGAGGAGUUUGUUCAUGCUGCCAACAAGUUUGGUCAAAUCACGCCAAUGGAGAUUGACAUCCUUUACCAGUUAUCAGGCCUGCACUCCCCCUCUGGGCGCCUGAAUCUUGCCGAUAUUGAGAGAAUCGCUCCCCUGGAAGAAGGAAGUCUUCCAUAUAACCUGGCUGAAACCCAAAAACAGACUCAGGCUCAAGGGGACAGUUCGAGGCCUGUGUGGCUGCAAAUUGCAGAAUCUGCUUACAGGUUCACUUUGGGCUCUAUUGCUGGAGCGACGGGCGCCACGGCUGUGUACCCAAUCGAUUUGGUGAAGACCCGAAUGCAGAACCAGAGGUCCACAGGUUCGUUUGUCGGGGAGCUGAUGUACAAGAACAGCUUUGACUGCGCUAAGAAAGUACUCCGCUACGAAGGCUUCUUUGGCUUCUACAGAGGUCUGGUUCCUCAGCUCAUUGGCGUGGCGCCUGAGAAAGCCAUCAAACUCACUGUGAAUGACUUUGUACGAGACAAGUUCACCGACAAGGACAACUCAAUCCCUUUGCUCGCAGAGAUCUUGGCUGGCGGCUGUGCUGGAGGCUCCCAGGUGAUCUUUACUAACCCUCUGGAGAUAGUGAAAAUCCGUCUGCAGGUGGCAGGCGAGAUCACCACCGGGCCUCGAGUUAGCGCGCUCAACGUGGUGCGAGACUUGGGCUUCUUUGGACUCUACAAGGGAGCUAAGGCCUGUUUCCUGAGGGACAUCCCCUUCUCCGCCAUCUAUUUCCCCGCCUACGCCCACCUCAAGUCUACAAUGGCUGACGACCAAGGUCGGCUCGGCCCCUUGCAGCUUCUCACGGCUGGAGCAAUUGCGGGCAUACCUGCAGCCUCGCUCGUGACGCCAGCUGACGUCAUCAAGACUCGUCUGCAAGUGGCCGCCCGGGCGGGUCAGACCACCUAUUCCGGAGUCAUUGAUUGCUUCCGGAAGAUCAUGCGGGAGGAAGGAUUCCGAGCUCUUUGGAAGGGAGCCGGAGCUCGUAUGUGCCGGUCCUCCCCCCAGUUUGGCGUGACUCUGGUGACGUAUGAACUCUUGCAGAGGUGGUUCUAUAUUGACUUUGGAGGACAUCGCCCGUCAGGAUCCGAGCCCACGCCCAAGUCUCGCAUCUCGGAACUCCCUCCCAUCAAUGCCGAUCACGUGGGAGGCUACCGUCUGGCUGCCGCCACCUUCGCUGGAGUGGAGAACAAAUUUGGGCUCCACCUGCCCAAAUUCAAGUCUUCGGGUGUGGUGUCCAUCCACCCUCCAGAGCCCGCUGCUGCUCCCGCUCAGUCCCCUUAGGGAAGGUCUGAGUGUUCAUAUCGCUUCUCCAUCCUGCCUCCCCCAACGUCAUCCUCCUUCUCCAGGGGUCGGGCAAGAAGAUAUUUUACAACAAUUAAAAAAACGCUGCCUCAAUUUCAGUGUACCCCAAAUCACCGGGGUGGGGGUGGGCCGUAGAUUCAAGAACGGCAGCGUAUGUGUCAACAUGGUGUGGCCCCAUCCCUCAGCUAAUCGUGGAGCAGCAACUUGUCACCUUGCAGACUUCAGCACUGUGUUGACUUGUGGAAUCGUCAUCGCGCACUCCAGAAUUCCUAGGAGACAGCCUUACGCACUAUUCUGAGUAGCUGUGAUUUUUGCUCUUUCUUUUCAUCUGAUACUCUUUGUGAGUAAGGCUGGGGUAUAGAAAGUGAUUAACUUGGUAAGCAGUGUGAUGUGUGUAGGGUUGCAAUGGGCGGGGCGUAGUUUCUGAGUAAUUUCCAUGGGAAUUUUUAGCUAUGGGACAUUGGCAAAUUAUAUAAUAUAAAAGUUGGGGGAACUGAUAUGGUAUUACUGUACUUUGAAUUUGGCUGUUCCCCAACUCAAGUAAAAUUCCAUAUUAAGAGCCAACCUGAAAUUUUGUAAAUUCCUGGCUUCUCUCCAUGUCAAGUUUCAACCUUUGAAAAUGUGCAGAAUUUUGCAACCCUAGUCGCGUGUGAGUCCACACUCACAGGAGAAUGAACACUGUACAUAUUGUAAACGUCAUAUGCAUAGGACGGCGUAAGAUGCAGUAUGCGUAAUGGAGUACUGUACAAAACUGCCGAGACAGAACUGUUACGAGGCGACAUCCACUGAUGCAUGGUGUGCUUAUUGUAAUGUUACGGAAAGAAAGUUAUGCUUACUGGUGUACAGACCUCUGUAUUCAUGAAAUUAGGUAUUAUUGAAUGAUGUGCUUAUAAAUAGUCAUUUUAGUCAAAUAAAUCAUCCAUGUGGUUUUAAUUAUACAAAAAA